Oryzias latipes (Japanese medaka) is the source of this 2323-nucleotide messenger RNA. RefSeq names its product actin related protein 2/3 complex, subunit 5B (gene arpc5b). Lineage: Eukaryota; Metazoa; Chordata; Actinopteri; Beloniformes; Adrianichthyidae. Gene Ontology annotation, cellular component: Arp2/3 protein complex; actin cytoskeleton. Gene Ontology annotation, biological process: Arp2/3 complex-mediated actin nucleation; regulation of actin filament polymerization. The record is from RefSeq and is a predicted model, not a curated record.
CGGGGGCGCUGAGCAGAGGAAGUCAGGAAACUGCCUGCUUUCCUGUCUGUGACAGCCGCGUCAAGGCAAAAGGCCGGGAGCUCUGCCCGCUGCAGUUGAACCUCUCACCACCGCAGACAUGUCGAAGAACACCGUCUCCGCCCGCUUCAGGCGAGUGGACGUGGACGAGUACGACGAGAACAAAUUCGUGGACGAGGAGGACGGAGGAGAAAACCAGAUCGGUCCCGAUGAGGCAGAGGUGGACUCUCUGAUCAGACAAGGAAACCUCAUGGAGGCUUUACAGGCAGUUCUGAAGAACCCACCAAUCAAUACAAAGAACCAGAACGUUAAGGAUCGCGCUGAGGGUCUAGUGCUGAAGGUGCUCAGUGCCUUUAAAAGCAGCGACAUUGAGAAAGGGGUGCAGUCCCUGGAUAAGAACGGCGUAGACCUGCUGAUGAAAUACAUUUACAAAGGGUUUGAGAGGCCGUCGGAAAACAGCAGUGCAGUGUUGCUUCAGUGGCACGAAAAGGCUCUUGCUGCUGGAGGAGUGGGCAGCAUCGUCAGAGUACUAACGGCGAGGAAGACGGUCUAAAAGCAAAGCAGUGGAAGAAUCCACUUCACAUCACUGACACACUGCACUGUUCACGUACCAGAUGGCUUACCAACGAGACGCCGAUUUGUUCAAGGCGAGAUGAAACUGGAGCGUAAGUUCAGGGUCGCGAUGAGUUAACAUCAGAUUCCAUGGUCUUGUCCUUUUCAUGAACACAGCUCGCACCACACUCCUCCCAGGGUGCUACACUUAACCUCCCGUCCGUAUGUGCGUGCUGAUUCUCUGAUCUGCUAACCACCACCCCAACCUCGCCUGCGUCACACCUGUAAAUGUGUUCAGCGUGUGACCAACUGGGAAGAGAUAAAUUAUUCAUCUUUCAUGCAACCUUUGCUCCUCUUCUGAAUGUUUUUUUUAACCCAUCAAAAUCAGGAGACUUGAUUCAAAUGUUAGAUCUGCUUCCUAUGCACUCAUACAGUGUUAGAAUACACCAGCGACUAAUUGUAAUUAAUCCUGGAUUUACUUCUACAUUAACACUAGAGGAUUAACACCCCCCCCCCCCAUCCCUUGACAUAUUUGUUUCCCAUCACCAUCAUGCUACAUGACAGUUUAAUGGAAGCAGUAAAUCCUCUCAGCAGGCCUCUCCUGAAAGGCACAGUCACAGAUGGAGGGUGGCGAGUUUGACCACAAGGGUCGGCACGCACCUUGGGAAUGUGAGGAGGAUUAUUACCCACCAUGCAUCUCCAUAACCGCCCCCUUUUUUAAUCCCACUUUGCCGCGCCUGACAUGUACACGCUCCCUCUGCUACUGAACAGGGCAUUAUGUGACAUUGUUGGUACUGUUUUUUGUUUUUAGGAGCUGCGUUUUUCUGUCCUUUCAGGAAAUCCUACCAUCACAUGUGUAGGCACACAUUUCUUUUAAUUUAAAAAAACCCCAAAACAUCCAGUUAAAAAUGUUUUUUGUUUGAAAUAACUGUCAAAGGCCAAAUUUGACCCAAACCCUGCUUAGUGUUUAUAUGACACUAUUUGUCAGUAAGAUGCAUAUCUUCCUAAAGAGAGAAAAUUAAUUGGAAAAAAUAUAUUGAUGUUUUGCACAAACCCUUUUUCUUUAUUGAGCUUUUCUUACUGUUUUUUUUUUUACUAAACAUUUUGUUUAAAUUCAUGCUGUAGGUUUGUAAGUUUUUUAUUUUCCGAACUGAGCGUAAAGACUCCCUUAUCGUACAAAUCAACUCGGUUUAUUUAACAUCAAAACUACUGGAAAUGUCUGUUUGUCUGCGUCUAAUAAGCAGAUUAAAUCUGUUGCCAAAUGAUUUUUUUCUUUUUCAGUUAUGUAGCCAUUAUCGGUGACUUAUUUUCAAUGCGUGCUAGAGAGGACACAACAGGUUUAGCACUGUGUAAAGGAACAUCACAGCAAAGAGGUUGUGAAAUAUAAAGCAGCCUCCACUUUGCUUUUCAUCAAAUCCAGAAAUGUAUUUUUGUUUUUUUGUUUCCUGGAUGAAGCAAAAGCUUCUGGUGGAACACAACACCGAUCGUCACUUUGACUGUUUUCACUCACAGCUUGGUCAUUCAGACGUCAGUGAUGAUGCUUCCAGACCAUAGAUAUCUUUUUCUAAUGCAGUAUUGAAGUUUUGUGUGAAGACAGAGAGGUGCGGCGACGGCGGCCUCUCUGCUGCAUGGAAUUCUAGCUGAAGGUGAAAAGAUGCAGGAGCAAACCAGACUGAUGUACAAACUGCCUUAUUCUACAAUUUCUUUUUUUAUGUUUGUGCUUUUUGGAAAAAAUAAUAAAUGGUAAAAAUGC